This is a messenger RNA of Symbiodinium sp. CCMP2456, 501 nucleotides long. The record is from the annotation of a GenBank genome assembly. Lineage: Eukaryota; Dinophyceae; Suessiales; Symbiodiniaceae.
AUGGGCUCAGGUCUUUGCCUUACUCGCCGUCCGAACCUCAUGUCACACAGCUCCAAUGCUUUCUUGUCGGGUUUCGCACUGCGCAGAGAGGAUUCAAGAAGAAGCUGCGAGGGCGAGGAGGAUAUUGAAGACAAAGCUUGGGCAGCUUUGAAGAAGAGGCGCCUUUUGCCCGGGACGGCGACGUCUGAUGAAGACUUCCGGCAGCUUUCUGCGCAUUUCGAAGACGUCCGGUCGGUCUUUCAGAAUGAACAGCCAGACGUCCUGCAUGGUUCUGACAGCACUGUCCAGAUCGUCUUAAGACACAAGACGAGAAUUGCCAACAAGUACCCCAAUGUGUCUGCGUAUAUGACAAAGCAUAUUCCAGCGGGAGAUGCCCCGCCAAGGCGAAACAUAAUAUGCGCUUUCACCGCGGAGACUGCUACAUCUUGCAUCCAAGCGGUGCCUUUCAACACGAUUACAAAGGUCUUCCCUUGGGUUGCAGCUCGUUACUUAUUGUCUUGA